Molecule: messenger RNA, 10044 nt
Organism: Sardina pilchardus (European sardine)
Lineage: Eukaryota; Metazoa; Chordata; Actinopteri; Clupeiformes; Clupeidae
Product: UDP-glucuronosyltransferase 2B13-like
Exons: 3
Coding region: 278-1846 (522 amino acids)
Molecular function (GO): UDP-glycosyltransferase activity
Source: RefSeq, a predicted model, not a curated record
GAAUUGUCUUCCUACAGAUACAGGUAAUUUUGUACUUCAACUGCAGCUGCGCUUGAUCUUUGGACAUGUUUACCCUGAUUGCGAGAGCUCAAAAGGCAUUCUGCUCUCCCUCGAUCCUCUAAGCAGGGAAAACGUGGAGGUGUUUGGUCGCUUCUAACUUCAUCUCUGUUUGGAUCCUAAUGAAUGAACUGGGCUGGCUAAGUGCUUUCAAAGUAGCGUGCCAGAGGCAUUGAGUGCACGCAUUGAAACGUGAGAGUGUCCUAAGUCCUGGAUCAGGAUGCUCGCCCCUGUGCUGUUGGCUCUGUCAGUGCUGUCCGUCUGCCUCUCUGGGGCCAGAGGAGGUAAAGUGCUGGUGUUCCCAGUAGAUGGCAGCCACUGGGUGAACAUGAACAUCAUCAUUGAGGAGCUGCACUCCCGAGGUCACAGCAUUACUGUAGUGCGAGACUCCAAUAGCUGGUACAUUAAAGAGGAGUCUCCCCAUUACGAGGUCAUCACUAUCUCCUCCAGUGAGAUGGUCGAGUGGACAACGAACUCCUUCAUGAAGAAAAUGCUUAACAUACGGAUAGAAGGCAAGCCCAACAGGGACAUGGAACAGUCAAGACUGGUACUGGAAGCAUUUUCUAACAUGCAUAAGGAUAUAUGUAGAAUGAUGUCUGCAAUGUUUGCUGAUGAGGCCCUGAUGCAGUCACUCCAAGAAGCCAAGUACGACUUAGUUCUGAGUGACCCUGUAGCACCUAGUGGAGCGUUCAUGGCCUACCAUCUAAAGCUCCCAUUGGUGCUCAACGUCAGGGGGACUAUUUUCGGAGACACUAACUUUCUUAUUGCCCCUUCUCCUCCGUCUUAUAUCCCUGUAUUUGGCACUGGGUUUUCUGACCGCAUGUCAUUCUCCCAAAGAGUAUGGAACUGGAUUGUAUUUAUGGCGAGUAAGCUGUACCACAAAGAGAUAGCUGCCCAUUUUUCAGAUUUCACUAAUCGUUUCUUUGGACCGGAUGUUGACUUUAUGUCAUUGCUCCAGAAUGCAGAUUUAUGGCUUGUACGAUAUGACUUCACUUUUGAGUUUCCACGCCCAACCAUGCCCAAUGUGGUCUAUAUUGGUGGUUUCCAAUGCAAGCCAGCUAGACCACUUCCUUUUGACCUGGAAGAGUUUGUCAAUAGCUCAGGGGAGCAUGGGGUCAUCAUCAUGUCCCUUGGAACUCUGGUUGCCGAGCUCCCUAGUGACCUCACGGAAGAGAUUGCUGCUGCUUUUGCUCAGCUUCCCCAAAAGGUUAUCUGGAGAUAUAAAGGGGCCAAGCCCUCCACUCUUGGCAACAACACCUUACUAGUGGACUGGAUGCCCCAAAAUGACCUGCUGGGACACCCAAAGACUCGAGUGUUUGUAGCCCAUGGGGGCACCAAUGGUGUCCAAGAAGCAAUCUCCCAUGGUGUCCCGAUAGUUGGCUUGCCUCUGAUGUUUGAUCAGCCAGACAAUCUGUUCAAGAUGGUGGUGAGAGGAACUGCUAAGGUAGUGGACAUUGCCACUCUGGACAGAGCAGUGUUUGUGGAGGCGCUAGAGGAAGUGCUCUAUGAGCCGUCCUACAGGGAGAACAUGCAGAGGCUCUCCAGGAUCCACCAUGACCAGCCCAUGAAGCCUCUGGACCGCGCCAUUUUCUGGAUCGAGUUCAUCAUGAGGAACGGAGGAGCUCCUCACCUGCGCACUCAGUCCUUCAGGAUGUCCUGGAUCGCCUACCACUCCAUAGACGUCAUAUUGACUCUGCUCAUGGCUCUGCUGCUCUUACUAUUGAUUAUGUUCCUGGCAAUCAAAAAAUGCUGUUCAGUUUUAUUCAACAAGAAAGUCAAAAGUGAGUAAAGCUUAAAGGGAUAUUCUGCCAUUUUUGGAAAUACGCUCAUUUUCCACCUCCCCUCGAGCAAAACAAUCGAUAUUUACCUUGUUCCCGUUCAUCCAGCCAUUCUGUGAGUCUGGCAAUACAACUUUUAGCUUCAGCCUAGCAUAGAUCAUUGAAUUGGAUUAGACCAUUAGCUUCUCACCUGCUAGCUUCAUGUUUAAAAGUGACUAAGAUUUCUGGUAAUUAUCCCAUUUAAGACGUGUCUCCUCUCACGUUAGAAAGUGCAAUAAGACCAACUGAAAAUGAGACCUGGCGUUUUUCUAGGCUGAUUUGACAUUCACCGAUGUUUCGUUAAGUUAGGCCCACGACACCUCAUGAAGGCUUAACAGUGAAACCAGCGUCCUGGAGUCACUCCCCUCCAUGCUGCCACCAUACUACCACAUUGCAACAAACAAACCAGCUAGUUUAGCUUGUGCUACGCUACAUGCUACCACCACAUGCUGCCUCCAUACUACCACAUUGCAACAAACAAACCAGCUAGUAUAGCUUAUGCUACGCUACAUGCUACCACCACAUGCUGCCUCCAUACUACCACUAGUUUAGCUUUUGCUACGUUACAUGCUACCACCACAUGCUGCCUCCAUACUUCCACAUUGCAACAAGCUGACUUGCUUGUCUUAGCUUGCGCAACAAGCCAACUUGCUUGUCAGCUUAAGAACCUUAACCAACACACCACACACACCCAUACUACCACAUUGCAACAAGCCGACUUGCUGGUCUUAGCUUGCGCAACAAGCCAACUUACUGGUCAGCUUGAAAACCUUAACCAACACACCAUAAACCUAGGCACCUUGUCUCAAACACAAAACAAAUAAGCCAGCUAACUUACCUUACCCCAGGAAGUAGAGUUUCUCCUUACCCACAACCAUUCACUUGCUCGUUCUGCUGCCAAAGACAUGUUACUAACCACUUGCCUUAGACUUCGUCCACGAAUGCCCAACUCAGACAGCAAGCCAAUAGCAGAUCUGGCCACAAACCCUCGUGCACCGACUUCAAUAGGCCUUAAUCUCACACUCCAACCUCGCUGCGCUGCCUCCUCUGCUAUUUCAGUGUAUUUUGCUCUCUUUAACUCAUUGGCCUCUUCUACUCUGUCUUCCCAAGGUACAGUUAGCUCGACCAGGAUAACCACUUUAUCUCUAUCAGACCACAGCAGCAAGUCGGGUCGCAACCUAGUGCUCACUAUAUGCGAAGGUACUGCCAUCUGCUGGCCUAGAUCAACCUUCAUUUCCCACCCCGCUCCAUUAGCUAAAGAGCCGUUUUUACACCUGGCCUUCGUGGAACGCUGUUGACCCCCCUGACGUACAAAGUUAAUUUGCUUACCAUCCUUACUUGCUGCUAAUGAAUUAACUUCUCUCCGCUUAUCCUCAAUUGCUGCUGCUAAGCAUUUCAGUACUUGGUUGUGACGCCAUGUAUAGCGCCCCUGGGUGAGGCUUACCUUGCACCCUGAUAGGAUAUGGUGGAGGCUGCCCACACACGAACAAAGUGUACAUUUAUCAUCCUCACCAAACCAUUGACUUAAGUUCUUGGGAGAUGGGAGCACAUCAUAUGUAGCACCUAACAUAAAUCCAAUCCUGCCAGCAUCCAUGCCCCAUAGAUCUUUCCAUUUAAUCUGCUUUUUUUCCACCCCUUCCCAGUUUACCCACUGCCCUUGUCUUGCCUGAGAUACUGCCUUGGUACAUCUAACAGUCUCCUCCUGCCUAUGCAUUUCCUCCACAACCAUUUUCCUCCUUUCUCCUGCAGAAGCCUUGCUCCACAAAGGUUUUCUUAUGUCUAAACCUAGACCCCCCCGCCCAUGCUGCACAUGACCCAUUAUGUCUCUAUGCCUCAAUGCUGAUUGAGCUUGCCUAACUGCCUGCUCUGGGUUCCACUUCCUCCCUGCCUUAACUGUAGGUGCAACUUUCCUCACCACUGGGUCCUUAGACUGAGUAAGAGUCAUUUCCAAUCUAGCCUUAGCACACUUAAAAAUAAUAAUCAAGGCAACUUGCAAAUAGGCACAGUGAUAUUGUACGCAGCAUCUGAAAAUAGUCCCCAUAGACAACAAGCAGUAGUAGUGCCAAUAGUUUGCAAGUUGCCUUGGUUAUUACGUCAGAUGAGAGUGUAGUUCCAUGUCAAAUCAGCCUAGAAAAACGCCAGGUUUCAUUUUCAGCGCAGAGUCUAAGUGCGCACAGUGUAAGUGCUCCCAAUGUUAUUCCGCCACACAAUAUAGUUAUGUUCCUUUAAAGGGAAACUAUGCAAGUUUGGCGAUUACAUUGCCGGUUUUGCUUUCGCUCGUUUUUACGCUGGCAGAUUUCUCUGCAGAGCUUCCCCUACAGCUUUAGUGUGUAUAUUUUACAACUCCUCAAUCGGUCAGUCUGCCUUUUCAUAAGCAUGAUCAAGAGGCUAGAGACUUUCUGUUUGUCAGUGCCACCGUCCCGGUGGCUUUUCCGCUUAGAGGCGCUAGGGGGAAGUGAGACAGCCGCCAUUCAACCUGAAAUAAGUCAAAAACCAUUCCAAUGACUCUGAAGCUGAUUAGUUAAGGCAAAAUAAGCUAAAAAAAAGGUAAAAGAGGUAUUUGGAAAUAAUAAUAAACAAUUUGCAGGGUACAUAGUUUACCUUUAAGACGUUUUCCCUUCAUAUUUGUCCCAUUGUCAUCGUCAACAAGUUAACAUCAUUGGCCAGGUGGCCCAUCAGAGGACAAGGCCCUGGGCGACAGCCCAAUCCGCCCAUCACUUCCGCACAUCUGCUUGUGUCAACAAAAUUACACUAUAGUAGAGGUAACGAAAGAGUUUACAGAUCCGACGAUGCGGGGUCAAUCCAUAAGAGUUGCAUAUUGAGAGUUUUUAAUGCAACACGUCGUUUGCACCUGUCGGCCACACAAUAACAUAUCAAAUCCCAGAAAAAGUUAACCUGACUUUCGCCAGAUCCUGUAGUUCGCUGUCUGCUUCACACAAGGAUCUGGGACUUCUCGAUAGGAGAUGUAUUUCUGAAGGCGGGUCCUUGUAAAACAUCCUCGCAUGUGAUUUGAUAAAACACUUGCCUGUUAUCUUGAAUGACGUGCUAGGCUUCUUCAAGCUCUUGCCAAACCCGGUCGGAAGAAGAGUAAAAACAUCCUUGCCACCAAUAAAUGUCUUCAAAACUAUUCUCUGUUAAUCUUUUAAAGAAUGAAUACUCGAUAGAUUCGACAAAACGGUUGAAAUAGCAGAAUCAAUGUCAGCACAAGACUCCUCGCUGCGUGCCGCCAUUGUUAUUUGAAUCAAACACUCGCUUCGGCGCUCCUGAUUGGUUGCUCAUUUUUUGAUCACUGGCAGGGGUUCGGAUUGCCCUCGCGUCCAGACCCUUGUGUGGAGCUCAGCGAAACGCCUCUGGUGGAGCAUGGCGGAACUACAAGGGUCUGGCGAGAGUCAGGCUAAGAAAAAGUUACCAUGGUCUGGAUUUUCCAGGCUACCAUUCUGCCAGUUGUGGUUGUUAAAUUGUUGUCAUGUCAUGUGCCAUGUAAAUAAGGCAAAAGUGCAAGGAUAUAAGAGGAUUUAUUUUUAAUUUGAACAACUUUUAAUAGUUUUAUAGUUCAAUCGGGCACAAUAUCCCAAUGUAAACAGGCCAGACUGCCAGAGAUGAAAUUCAACUGACAUUUGAAAUGUUUCAAAUCACUUUUGGUUUGGUUUAUGAAAAGUAUUGUUUACCUACCAGCACUAGGACUACAGUACAUAGCAACAGUGAUGUAUAAAGUACUAGAGAUCCAGACUUGAGUAGAAGUACAAGUGCUCUAUCAAAAAAGUGACUUGAGUAGAAGUAGAAGUGCUCUUUAAAAACCGUACUUUAGUGGAAGUACUAAAGUAUUAAACAUGUUUUGUACUUAAGUAUUGCAAGUAGUUUAUUUUUUAAAAUACUACUCAAGUGCUGGAAGUAAAAGUAGAAGUAUUGUGAUUGUGUAAUUAGCUGACCCUUGCGAGGCUACCGCCGUUCAUUCCGACAUAUCAGCACUCCGACAUUGAUGUCCAAUUGUCGUAGUGGAGGCAUGUCUCUUUAUGGGAGAAAGUCCCACCACUCCGACAUUUUUUUUUUUCAUGGUCGCAGUGGCGGUAUUUAACUAUUUUUUCAAACAACGUGCCAUUCCGACAUGAGGUCAUUAAUAGGCUAUAAUGUCAUAACUAUAUGACAUUGUGUAAAAUAAUAAAGAUUCACAUUUAAAAUGUCAUUGUGAAGACUUCUUGAUAUGGUUAUGUGUCUGUUGCGUGCACGACUUGGGGAAGUUCUAUAGACAUGGCGUUUUCUUCUCCGUCUCAUUAUUCGCGGACUAAGUGGAGCUAGAUUAAGUUAGUAUUUUGCUGUCACUUCGUCUGUUUUAUGGCCUAGAAGGUUGUAUAUGGUAUCUGUGGGUAGCUCUAGCUCUCCUCUUUUAUCUGACAUGCAAGCUGUAUCUUUUUAACCACGGUUUCAAGAGUAAAUCAAACGAAAUAGCGGUAUAGCCGAAGCUAUAUGAUUCUUAUUUGUUUGUCACUUCGUCUGUUUCUAUAACACAAAAGGAUCGAUGUGUUUGGUAUCAAUGGAAAGCUCUGUUUCUCCUCUUUCAUUUGAUAUGCGUGUUAUGUCUGUGCGAUGCCUGGUCCCGGAGUAAUUCAAGCGAGAGCAGUGGCUGCGUGGGUGAACGCAGAGCAAUAUAGACUGUAAAUAUGAUACUUUCAUUUUAUUUUUAUUUGCAUAGGCUACUUGAUCGUACAGACACGUGUCUAGUCUCGUUGGAAAGCCCCGGUUCUGAGCUCUUUCAUGCAAUAGGUCUCAUCUCGCUGUGACUAAUAAUCGCGGAGCAAUGUAACAGAGAAUAAUGGGUGUGUUUUUUGACGCACUUUGCGUCCGUCGGGCUCAGGGUCCGUUAAAUUGACGUGGAAAAAAAAUAGGAUUUGUAAACUGUCGGAAUGGGGGUACUAAAAUGUGUCGGAUUGGCAGCAUGUCGGAAUAACACCAUGUCUGAAUAGCGGCAUGUCGGACGAAAGGGAUGUCGGACUGGCAGGAUGUCGGACUGCCGACAUGUAACCGAUUUGCGAACGAGAUGGGUGCAAAAGGUAUCAGCACAAUCGUUCAGUGCAGGCCCCUUGGCAGACACACGGGGGCCAUAGCCUAGGCCCUAGACUAGGCUAUAAACAUGUGGUAGUAGUUAAACAAGGUGAAUAAAUAUAACUGUAUGGGUUUCCCAAUGUCAUUUGUAGGGGUGUUGACCGAUACAACUCACUUUUAAUACAAUAAUAGGUAUGCAGAAUCAUUGAUCAUCUGUAGCCAUCUAUCUAUCUAUCUAUCUAUCUAUCUAUCUAUCUAAUGCAUCAGUCAGUAGCCAUAGCAUGAAAAAUACAUGAUAAGACUAUAGUGUCACAAUUGUUUUAACAUAAGUUAAGAAUUUUGAUACUGAUGAUUUGAUAUGGGAGCCCCACCACACCAGUGGAGACCAGACAUUACAAGGCAUACUUCCCCACACUCAGUGAAAAGGUGGCUUCAUAUCAUAUGUUUGUAUUUCAAACAUUUUGAAAUUCAUAUGAAGUUUACAUUAGGCCUAUUUAUGAUCUGCACAAUUAGUUAAAAUACAUAGUAUGUUGAGUAUUUGAUAUUGAUUUUUUAUUUUGACUCACAUUUUACACGAUUGUCAUUUUGACUUACAUUUAUCUUUAAUGUCAAUUGUCUAAUUGAGUGCCUGUCACUUUAAAAGAACAUGAGAGUAAUUAGGCCUCAGUCGUGGCAGGUUAUCCGGCUAGUCUAGAAUAGGCAUAAUGCAUAGGAAUAUGUGGAGGUGAUGCUUAUGUUUUCUAUGUAAUCUAUGUAGUUUAAAUAAAUGUUCUAAAACCAAACAAGUGGAAGAACACAAUAUUCAAGUAGUAGGCUAGGCUAGUUAUUGUGGGGUGCUACACAGACUGAAGUCGGAGACCAAGAAUAAAUGUUGUAAUUUAAAAACGGGAUUACUCGAGAAUGACUUAUUGUACAAAUUAAUGCUUCUCAUGUAGCCUAACUUCACCUUGAUUUUCUCGCAAACCCUUAAUUACAGCAACUAUUUACUCCCAUUGGAAAGCUCAGGUCAUGCUGUCAACAAGUGACACGCAUCAGUGUGACUAGGACUUUGUGAGCAAUCCAGAACGGAUUUGUUCGUGACCGACACACCAGUAACGAGUAACGAUGGAGCACAUAAAAAAUGUAUCGGAGUAAAAGUACUAUACUCAUCAAAAAUAUGUAGUGAAGUAAAAGUAGAAGUAGGAGAAAAAAAUAAUACUCCAGUAAAGUACAGAUACUGCAUUUCAGUACUUAAGUAGAGUACUUAAGUAGUUCUACUUCGUUACUAUACAUCUCUGCAUAGCAACUUACAGAACAGAUAUUAAGAUAGACAUCUAUCAGUAGGCUACUUAUCAGUACAAUCAGAAUAGUCAUCUACUGUACUAUCAGCUUUCUACGGCUGCAGAAAUAUCUACAUGUACAAACAGAACAGGGGAUUGGUACAUUCUUGUACCAAAUACUUGAUGGUCAGGAUUGAGGUUUGAAUGAUUUAUUCAAGCUGCUUCUCAUGUAUCUGACAUUAGCAUAAAUCACGACAGUACAAAAUCACACCCAUCACCGGACAUGGUUCCACUCAUCAUUGGACAAGGCCUGAUAACAGCUGGAUGUUUCACACCAGGCAAUAUCAUUCAGUUGUCAGGAAAUGCUAAAGUCACCAAGUGGUCAUUGGCUGUCUUGGCUGAAGACCACUCCCACUUGUCUUCUGGCCUCGUCCAUGACCUCUGUCAGAAGGGCGGAAUCAGCCAAAGGCAUCCUGAUGCUCUCCUUCAAUCCUGAGAGAAAGGUCAAAAAGGUCAUAGGUCACAGGUCACAGCGUUCUUAAAGGUUGCUAGUUAGUUUGUGUGUGUAUGUGUUUGUGUUUGUGUAUAUGGUGGGGGAGGAGGGUAAUGUUAUGAAAACCAGAGAUCUAAAAUGGCCAGAAUUUUCCUUUAAGGCAUCAGCAGGGGGGUUACCUAUCACACAGUACAUAUCCCGCACAGUCAUAUACCAGCUAUAACCACACUCAACAUCAACGCACCCUUAUCCAAGCUGGGUUUGAGACCCACCUUGGACCCUUUAAGGAUUUCAAGGAAUGUACUGUAUAUAGUUGCAAACUGAAAUAUAAUCUUAAUUGCUAAAAUUACCAACAUUCAAAAACCCUUCUUGUGCUUUCUGUAACUUAUGAACAGUUAUUCAAGGACCCGCAUACAGCAUGUUACAGACAUUCGGUAGUUACAGCAUUUCAUAGUCAUCCUACACCUUUAUAGCUUCUCUUUUGUGCUCUGUGCUUUUGAUGGUGAGGAUGCAGGGGAGAGAGGCUAUUUUAAGCUUGGACUGAAAUGAAAAUUGAAGUGUGCCUCAUACUGUGCGAAAUUGCCUGCGCUCUGAAACUGGCACCCUUGACGCCUGCUCUCUUGAACAUGUAACCAAGUUUGUGAUCAAGAGCCAAGAGACAGCAAUGCACUCGACCAAUGAUAGAGGUGAGGAGUUUUACAUUUCAAUUUCAUAUAAAGAAACUAAACUUCCAAAGAGCAUGUGCUUGUUUAAUUUGCUGUACAUUCCUGACAUUGAACAAUAGUGCCCUCUUAGAGCAAUGUCAGGCAUUCAGAGCUCAUUGUGGUCUUAGUGCAUGAACUUGUGACUGUCUACUGGGGGUGCCUCUCAAACUCUCUCCUCGAUCCUCGAUCCUCGAGGGGUGUUCCCAACUGAUCUAUAACUAACACUGGAUAGACUAUCCCAUUGUUGCCGCCCCAUCAUUCUUUAUCUAGAUCAGUGAGGACGAGGAUCGAGGAAGGAAGGGAGGGUGUAUAAAAGACCAAAUGAGAGGCACCCGUGGUGUUGUCAGACAUAUGAAUCAAGGACCAAGCAAUUCAAAUGUCGACAGCACACUUGAUUUGCUCAAGUCCUCCAGGGUUGAAACUCUAGGAGUGUGCAGAUACUUACAGUACUCAUCUCCUUUGUACCUUUUGUAACUCUCACCUGUGCCCUGAAUCUGUGAGCCACUGUCAGCCUUAACAGGAUAGGCACACGUGACAGAGCCGUACCUUUGAGCAGACACUGGCGCACCUCCUGGGCCUCGUAGCGUAGGCCGGUACUGUUGGUGAAGUUCAUGGGCAUGCAGGGCUCAGGCAGCGGGUACUCCGUCUCCUUCCCAUUCACCACCAGGGCUGAA